Oncorhynchus masou masou (cherry salmon) is the source of this 1680-nucleotide messenger RNA. RefSeq lists its product as uncharacterized. Bases 1 to 1680 code for a protein of 559 amino acids. The record is from RefSeq and is a predicted model, not a curated record. NCBI's taxonomy places the organism in Eukaryota, Metazoa, Chordata, Actinopteri, Salmoniformes, Salmonidae. The transcript is spliced from 3 exons.
AUGAUCAGCAUUGUCAUCACAUCGCAGGUCCACUGUCACGACUUCCACCGAAGUUUACCCCACCAGAACCCCACUCCCCCAGUUUACCCCCACCAGAACCCCACUCCCCCAGUUUACCCCCACCAGAACCCCUUCAGUUUACCCCACUCCCCCAGUUUACCCCACCAGAACCCCACUACCAGAACCCCACUCCUCCAGUUUACCCCACCAGAACCCCACUCCCCCAGUUUACCCCCACCAGAACCCCACUCCCCCAGUUUACCCCACCAGAACCCCACUCCCCCACCCCACCAGAACCCCUUCAGUUUACCCCACUCCCCCAGUUUACCCCCACCAGAACCCCACUCCUCCAGUUUACCCCCACCAGAACCCCACUCCCCCAGUUUACCCCCACCAGAACCCCACUCCUCCAGUUUACCCCACCAGAACCCCACUCCCCCAGUUUACCCCCACCAGAACCCCACUCCUCCAGUUUACCCCCACCAGAACCCCACCCCCAGUUUACCCCACCAGAACCCCACUCCCCCAGUUUACCCCACCCCCACCCCCCAGCACCCCAGAACCCCCCCCCAGUUUACCCCCACCAGAACCCCUUCAGUUUACCCCACUCCCCCAGUUUACCCCCACACCUCCAGUUUACACCAGAACCCCACUCCCCCAGUUUACCCCACAACCCCACUCCCCCAGCACCCCACCAGAACCCCCCCCCAGUUUACCCCACCAGAACCCCACUCCCCCAGUUUACCCCCACCAGAACCCCACUCCUCCAGUUUACCCCACCAGAACCCCACUCCCCCAGUUUACCCCCACCAGAACCCCACUCCCCCAGUUUACCCCACCAGAACCCCUUCAGUUUACCCCACUCCCCCAGUUUACCCCCACCAGAACCCCACUCCUCCAUUUACCCCACUCCCCAGUUUACCCCCACCAGAACCCCACUCCUCCAGUUUACCCCCACCAGAACCCCACUCCCCAGUUUACCCCACCAGAACCCCACUCCCCCAGUUUAACCAGAACCCCACUCCCCAGUUUACCCCACCAGAACCCCACUCCCACAGUUUACCCCCACCAGAACCCCUUCAGUUUAAUCCCCCAGUUUACCCCCACCAGCACCCCACUCCCCCAGUUUACCCCCACCAGAACCCCACUCCCCCAGUUUACCCCACCAGAACCCCACUCCCCCAGUUUACUGUUUACCCCACCAGAACCCCACACAGUUUACCCCCACCAGAACCCCUUCAGGACCCCACUCCCCCAACCCCCACCAGCACCCCACUCCCCCAGUUUACCCCCACCAGCACCAUCCUAGUUUACCCCCACCAGAACCCCUUCAGUUUACCCCACUCCCCAGUUUACCCCCACCAGCACCCCACUCCCCCAGUACCCCCAGAGCACCCCACUCCCCCAGUUUACCCCCACCAGAACCCCUUCAGUUUACCCCACUCCCACAGUUUACCCCACCAGCACCCCACUCCCCCAGUUUACAGCCACCAGAACCCCACUCCCACAGUUUACCCCACCAGCACCCCACUCCCCCAGUUUACAGCCACCAGAACCCCACUCCCCCAGUUUACCCCCACCAGAACCCAAAUCCUCCAGUUUACCCCCACCAGAACCCCUUCAGUUUACCCCACUCCCCCAGUUUACCCCCACCAGAACCCCUUCAGUUUACCCCACUAG